Messenger RNA from Erigeron canadensis, 1311 nucleotides. RefSeq names its product alpha-ketoglutarate-dependent dioxygenase AlkB-like. Gene Ontology annotation, biological process: oxidative RNA demethylation. The transcript is spliced from 4 exons. Gene Ontology annotation, molecular function: oxidative RNA demethylase activity; broad specificity oxidative DNA demethylase activity; ferrous iron binding. The record is from RefSeq and is a predicted model, not a curated record. Lineage: Eukaryota; Viridiplantae; Streptophyta; Magnoliopsida; Asterales; Asteraceae. Bases 5 to 1120 code for a protein of 371 amino acids. Gene Ontology annotation, cellular component: nucleus; cytoplasm.
UAAAAUGUAUGGAAAUAAUAAUAACCGUCAGUCAAACUGGUCAUCAUCAUCAUCAUCUGCUGCUGCUGCUAAAUUCAAACAAACAACUGCUAAUUGGAAACCCAGACCAAAGAUUGUAAUAGAUGGACCAUUGGAUAGUGCUUCUAGUAGCCAAAAGGAUAACAAUGCAUCACUUGUUGAAGAGCCUCUCGUUGAAAGUGAGGCUCUUGGUGUGAAAGAUCUUAAGACGACAGUCAAAUCAUUAGACGAUAAUAAUGAUUGUAUUUCUAAAACGGGGAAGCAAGUUUCUGACAAAUCUUCAAUGGAUGAUGGUGAAGAUGGUUCGUCUAGAAAACCAUUUGAUAUUUGUCACAAGAAGGUUCAUUCUGGCGUAAAGCUAAAAAAAUCAUUACUUGCCAUUAACAAAGAAAAAAGAAACCAAAAGAACCGUGGGAAAAGUAUUGAUUUGUUGAGGUCUGGGAUGGUACUCUUGAAGAACUAUAUUUCUAUUGAAGAUCAGAUCAGUAUCAUAAAAACUUGUAGGGAUCUUGGUGUUGGAGCUGGAGGUUUUUAUCAACCUGGUUACCAGGGAGGAACAAAGUUACAUUUGAAGAUGAUGUGUCUUGGUAAGAAUUGGGAUCCUGAGAGAAAACUGUACAGUGAUACGAGACCAUUUGAUGAUGCUAAACCUCCUGAGAUUCCUGAUUUGUUUCAUGAUAUGGUGAAAAAAGCAAUACAAGAUUCGAAUGCUCAUAUUAAAAGCGUAAACCCUACAGCCUAUGGUAGAGAAAUCAUUCGCUCCAUGUCACCCGAUCUCUGCAUCGUUAACUUUUAUUCAAGAAGUGGCAAGCUUGGUCUACAUCAGGACAAAGAUGAAAGUGAGAAUAGUCUGAAGAAAGGAUUACCCGUCGUCUCAUUCUCGAUAGGUGACUCUGCAGAGUUCUUGUACGGGGAUACUAGGGAUAUCGAUAAAGUAGAUAAAGUGAUUUUAGAAUCAGGAGAUGUAUUGAUAUUCGGUGGGAAAUCAAGACAUAUAUUUCAUGGGGUCUCUUCCAUUCAUCCUGAUACAGUUCCCUCAUCUUUGCAAGAAACAACAGAUAUGGUCCCAGGUCGUUUGAAUCUCACCUUCAGACAGUAUUGACCAAUCUGAGACUUCUAUUCUUAUUCAGAUGAAGUUUUAUAUGUGCCCUGGUUCGGUUUAAAUCUUCUGACGGGUUUGAACCAUUUUAGAUUAAGCAUGGUGUAUGUAGAUUUUGUAUGUUAUUAGGAAUUCCCAUUGGGCAUGUAGCAUCGAUGAUAUUCUACAUUUUAGAUGUUUUUGCUGUGUUUUCA